UUCCUUUUGACAGUUCUUCCGGAUUUAGAUAUCGUCUGGACUGAAUGAACGUGUUUUGACUAUUUUUUUGAUAGCUUAUAAACACUUAAAUUGUAAUUCUCUUGUUGUUCUAUAUGUAAGUCUUGAAAACUAAGAGUAAAUAGUUAUUGUGAGUCAUUUAAUUGGUGUAAAAAGUAGUUCCUAUAUUCAAGAUGAUAUACAUUGGAAAAUUUAUAAAUAAUUUCAAAGACUUUUACAAUGACAUCAACUCAGCUACUUUAACAGGAGCCAUUGAUGUAAUAAUUGUGAAGCAACCAGACAAUACCUAUGUAUGUUCACCCUUUCAUGUUCGCUUCGGGAAGAUCGGAGUCCUCAGGAGUCGUGAGAAAAUAGUAGACAUUGAAGUGAAUGGACUUCCUGUUGAUCUUCAUAUGAAAUUGGGAGAAUCUGGUGAAGCAUUCUUUGUAGAGCCUUGCAAUGAUGUGGAGGUGCUGCCUUCUUAUUUAGCGACAUCCCCUCUUCCUGAGGUGCCCAACAUUGAGGCUGAAAUCCGGAAAAUGAAACUGGAAGCAGCAGAGAAGGAUAAUACAAAAGAAAGCGACUUGAUGCUUGAAAGUGUAGUUUGUAGUCCAAAUGCAAACUGUGAUAAUAAUUCUAGUGGCAAUCUUUCCAAACAAAAUAUUAUAUUCCCCCCUCACCUCAAGAAACAAAUCGAUAAUGUUCCUAUUGAAGUGACGAACAGUGUGCAUACAGACUCUAGCGAUGAAUAUAAAACUAAGCGUAAAAGGCGAAAGAAAGUGGGCACUAAAAAACGUUCCAAAGUGAAGGAGCAUCCAAAACCUCUAGUGGGUGUAAAGCAAAAUGAGAAAGAAGCAGAACAAACUGAAGUGGAAGAAAUUUUCCAGAUGGACGAGGACUACGGUGAAGUGGAAGAGGGCAAAUAUGUUCAAAUUUCUAACAUGAGUCGAUCCAUCAGCCUUCCGGUUUCCUCGACUGUCGACGAUCUGUUUAAGGCGGAGUGGAAUCGUAGAAAACUGUCGACCACUUUCACUGGAGAAUUUCAUCCAUUUAGUGAUGGAGAUGUUACUCCUCAAUCUAGUCCUCUCUGCAGCCGCCCUCCUAGUCCCAAAUCUGACACAGAGUACGAGAAUCAAAAAUUAGAAAGCGAGACUCCUAUUGAUGCUCCUAGUUGGGGUUGGGGUCAGCUGCCUAAUGUUCCAAGGAGAUUAAGUGACCCCAGUAUCCAGUCCAAUGUAGAUGUUUCUGACGUGAAAGUUGAUGAAAAUACAACAGACGUGGAUAAACGCUCAAUGCUUGGAGGCAUGCUCAAUUUUAUGCGUUCAACAAAGAAGAUCAGGCAUAUGCCAGAAGCAGAAGGUAUUUAUCUUUCAGAACUCAACGCUGAAGAACUGGAUCCUGAAGUAGCAGCAUUAUACUUUCCUAAAUUUAAGUCAAAUUAUGGUCAACAAGUUACAGAUGAAGACGCAGAAUCUGGAAAAGGAUCCUCUUUACCUCAUUCUCCUCACACUGUUGAAGGUUAUCCCAGUCAAGAUUCUGAUAGUGAUGACAGAUUAUCUUUAGAUCAAUUUAGCAAAGAGAAGUGUGAAAACAUUUCUUAUCCUUAUAGUGAUAUUGCUAUGUCACUCUGCGGGGGACUUCAAGAUCCGGAAGUGGACAUUCCCGAAGAACGCUUCCUCCAAUCCAAAGUGACCUUCGAUGAUUUCACAGAAAACCCAGCUGUUCUACAGGAUCCUAAUUUAGUUAUAAGAAUAGGGGGAAAAUUUUAUAAUUGGUCUACUGCGGCAUCAAUGUUAACUUCAAUUAUUAUGUAUCAAAGACCAUUACCAGAAUCAGCUGCCAAUAAAGUCAUCAAUCAGUAUAUGCCAAAGAAAAAGAAAAAGUCAUACUCAUCAUGGUGGUCUUGGCGAAGGACAGAAGAAUCAAAUCUUGAUAUUGCUAAUAAUUCAGCUGCAAUGCCUUUGGACGCAAAUGAGAACAGCCCAAUGGGACCUUUUGAACAAACUCUGUGUGAUAUUGAAUCCAGUGAAAGUGCCAGUGUAGCCAUUGACAUGACUGUGAAAGAGACAUUAGCAUCUGUCACUGAAAUAGUAUCUGAGGAAGUUAAAAUUGCCGAAAAUAUACUGCAGGAGGUCGUGAUCGAGAGUCAUGAGGUUGUUGUUAAGACUAAUGAAGAAAAGAUUUCCGAAAGUGAAGAAAGUUCUUUGCGUAGUAGUCCAGAAAUUUCACCUGAAACAGUAGAUGUACAAAUUGAUCCUCCUCUUGACCUGCCUGAAACAGUUGCUCAAACUCUAACUGGUGCCAAAAAUAUAGAAGAUGUUAAGCCUUUUCCUGAGAAAUACAAAAAGUCUCUGAGACUCACCUCUGAACAAAUCAAAAAUUUGAAUUUGCAAAAUGGUCCUAACGAGUUUACAUUCAGUGUUACGACAGCUUACCAAGGAACAACAAAAUGCACCUGUCAUGUUUUCCUAUGGAAUUAUGAUGACAAAAUAGUAAUAUCAGAUAUUGAUGGGACAAUAACGAAAUCUGAUGUUUUGGGACAUAUUCUGCCCAUAGUUGGUCACAGCUGGGCUCAACUUGGAGUUGCGAAGUUAUUUUCUAAAAUUCAUAGCAAUGGAUACAAGUUCCUGUAUUUGUCAGCGAGGGCCAUCGGACAGGCCAGAAUAACGAGGGAUUAUCUGCGGAGAGUGAGACAGGGCGAGAUCUGUUUGCCGGAUGGUCCUCUUUUACUUUCUCCAACUUCACUCAUUAGUGCACUUCAUAGAGAAGUGAUUGAAAGAAAACCUGAAGAAUUCAAAAUUAGCUGCUUAAAAGAUAUACAGUCAUUGUACCCAACUUACAUGGGAAAUCCUUUUUAUGCCGGGUUUGGUAACAAAAUAAACGACAAUUGGGCGUACCGAGCUGUCGGAAUUCCUCUUACACGAUCAUUUACUAUUAAUCAUAGAGGAGAGCUUAAAUUAGAACUCAUUCAGACAUUCCAAUCUUCAUACACCAGAUUAAGUGAUGAUGUUGAUCAUGUUUUCCCUCCUUUAAAACCAAGCACAAGGGUGAAUGGUCAUCCCACCCCCAUAUUUUCCUCCCCUGAAGAAUACAGUUACUUUACGUAUUGGAGGGAGCCUGUUCGGAUCCUCGACGAUGAUGAUGAUCUUACAGUAUAAAUACAAUUUGGUAUUUCAGCGGAUUGAAAUGUACAAAUCAUGUGAUCGGAAAUUAUUGUGCUCUGCGAGACCUCAUUUUAGGUGUGUGUAAGGAAAAGCUUGCUUUCCGAGACAUCGUUUCGAAAAAAUGUGCCCCGUCAAUUGAAACUUAUCUUUCGGUCGCACAUCAUGCAUUGUAUAGUUUGAAGGAGAGAAAAAAAAACUUGAUAUUUGUUUAUAGGAGCUUAUUUUUGUAUAAUAUUGUUGAUUUUUCUUCUGCUUCACCAUUUUGUUUUGUUUUUCUCAAUAAUCUCUCCUGGCAUUCAUUAUACAAAUUAUGUCAUUCUAUUUUUUUUUUAAUUUAGAAUCUUCUGAAUUACAAUAUUUGUGUAUUCAUAAACAACUGAAGAGAAAAGCUAAAAUUGAAAAAGCAGCCUCAAAAUGUAUUAUAAAAAUAUCGAGAAGCUGGGUAAAAAAUUUUUCCUCCUAAUUACUUUUUUAAGAUUUAGCAGAGUAAGUUGAUGCUCAUUCACUGUAAAACUAUAACAAUCUUUUAAACCUGGAAAUUUAAGAGCUUUGUUUUUUUUUAUUUUUUUUUUAUUCGACAGUAAUCCAUUGUUGAAUGAAAUUUUACAAUGUUAAUCGGUGGGAACAAGCAGCUGUUUCUGCAUAAAAAGCACUCUUUUUACAUAAAAUCAUGGCUACGUAGAAUUUAUCAUCUUAUGUGAGGUAACAAAAGAACAAUUUGUUUGUUAGUUGCUUUGAUCUUGCCAAAGAAAUCUGAAAGUUGCAAUUUUUGAUGUUCCAUCUACCUUUUUUAUUAAUUUGAUCGUCUUAGCUUCCAUUUCUGCUGAAAGGAAGCAUUUUUUGUGCAACAAAAAUGUGAUAUUUAUGUGCAAAUAAAAUCUGAAGACAGUCAUACGAAAUCAGUUUAUAAUUCGGAAUUAAAUGCUGCAUUGCACAAAGGGUUUAUUCUUUUAAGAAGUACGACUGUUUAGUACAAUAGAGCGAGUGACUUUUCAUAUAUCUUUAUAAAUAUUUGACAGAAACACAUUUAUUAAAGUACCCUAUUGAAAUUUAAUACUGUAAAGCACUCUAAUUUCAAAAGUUAAAAUUCUAUUUUCUGAAUCAAUUUGAUGAAAAUUGUUUUAAAAAAAUCAUUACAUAUGCUUACCAGGUGUUUAGAUUAUCCUCAAGCUAUUUCUUAUAUUUGAGGUCUGACUGUACCUUCAUUACAUGUAUUUUCUUCACCCUCUAAAUACUCAUUCAAAAAUAUGGAUGUAAGUAAAUCCUUAUUUUUUACUCCUUAUUUACGUUAGUAAAUAUUUUGUUUUGCUAGAAACUUCAAUCAUGUUUAAAAAGAAUGUAUAUUUUUUAGUUGUUAGAAAAAAAAAUGUAUUGAACCAUUAAUAAUGAAAAUAUUAUUAAUUUUAUGGAUCCCCUAUGCUGUAACAUAUCAACUAUUUAUAAGAUGUAUAAUUUUAAAAAAAGUGUGUGAAAUAUUUCAAAAUAAAUUGGCUUCCAUUUUUA
Molecule: messenger RNA, 4664 nt
Organism: Parasteatoda tepidariorum (common house spider)
Lineage: Eukaryota; Metazoa; Arthropoda; Arachnida; Araneae; Theridiidae
Gene: Lpin
Product: phosphatidate phosphatase LPIN
Biological process (GO): fatty acid catabolic process; positive regulation of transcription by RNA polymerase II; triglyceride biosynthetic process
Cellular component (GO): nucleus
Molecular function (GO): phosphatidate phosphatase activity; transcription coactivator activity
Source: RefSeq, a predicted model, not a curated record